AUGGCUUCAGAAAUCGCCCGUAAGGAGAGCAAGAAGGACAAGAAGGACAGAAAGGAGAAGAAGAAGGAGCUCAAGAAGAAGGCGACUAAGAAGGAAGCGUCCGAUGAAGAGGUAGAGGCCCCAGAACAAACGGAGGCUGCGCCAAGCGGAACUUCCAACAGGGCCACUCUCGAAGAAAUCUCUAUCGAUUUGGCUGCAGGAGUCCCACUUUCUAAGAAACAGCAGCGUUUGCUCAAGAAGGGUAAGUUGAACUUGGAAAAGCUUGCAAAGAAGAACCCACCCGUCAAACCCGAGCCCACACCAGAGGAGGCUGCUGCUGCCGCUGCUGCUCCUCCCAAGUCGACAAAGUCCGAGUUCGGAGUGUGGAUCGGAAACCUUUCGUUCGACACCACCAGAGAGGACUUGAUCCGUUUCAUUGUCGGAAAGACCAGCACCUUUGGCGAGUCUGCCAGCGCCGACGAGGAUAUCAAGGUCACAGAAGACGAUAUCUCGCGGGUCAACUUGCCCAAGAAGGAAAACAAGAUCAAGGGAUUUGCCUACGUGGACUUGCCCAGCUUGAAGCAUGUCACCACCGUGAUUGGGUUGUCUGAGUCUGUUUUGAACGGCAGAAAAUUGCUUAUCAAGAACGCCAACUCGUUCGAGGGCAGACCAGCCAAGGACGCUGGUGCCACCUCGAGCUUGUCCAAGAAUCCCCCCUCCAGAAUUCUUUUCGUGGGAAACCUUCCUUUUGAUACCACGGAAGACAACCUUGAGGAACACUUCAGACACUGUGGGGAUAUCGUCAGAAUUAGAAUGGCUACUUUCGAGGAUACUGGCAAGUGUAAGGGAUUUGCAUUCAUUGAUUUCAAGGACGAAACUGGUCCUACCACUGCAUUGAAGUCCAAGUUGGCCAAGAGCUUGAUCAACAGACCAUUGCGUUUGGAGUACGGAGAAGACAGAUCCAAGAGAACCCCCAAGAGGGAGGAUAGACCAGAAAGACAGGAAAGAGUGCAUAGAUCGGAGCCAGCAGAAAGAUUCGAAAGGCCAGCAAGAGCAGAAAGACCAAGACCUCCUAAGAGAUCGUUCAGAGACGACGACAACUCAAACAAGAGAUUGAAGUCUUCGGUUGCGUUGGCCAAUGCUCAGAGAGCCAGUGCUGCUAUUGUUCCUUCCACCGGUAAGAAGACUACAUUCGAUUAA
This is a messenger RNA of Suhomyces tanzawaensis NRRL Y-17324, 1179 nucleotides long. RefSeq names its product Nop13p (gene NOP13). NCBI's taxonomy places the organism in Eukaryota, Fungi, Ascomycota, Pichiomycetes, Serinales, Debaryomycetaceae. The record is from RefSeq and is a predicted model, not a curated record. Gene Ontology annotation, molecular function: RNA binding. The transcript is spliced from 3 exons. The coding region runs from base 1 to 1179 and encodes 392 amino acids.